AUGGCCCUCGCCACCUUUACGUGCAGUGUGAUGCAGUGUGGAGCUGGUGGCGGGGAGGUGAUGGCCCUCGCCGCCCUUACGUGCAGUGUGAUGCAGUGUGGAGCUGGUGGCGGGGAGGUGAUGGCCCUCGCCACCAUUACAUGCAGUGUGGGGCUAGUAGAGGAGAAGGUAAUGGACCUCGCCGUCAUUGUAUGCUGUGUGGAGCUGAUGUGGUGCCAAGUGGCCCCGUGUGGGGCUCGUGGCAGGGGAGGUAAUGGUCGGUCGUGUCGGUGA
This is a messenger RNA of Phytophthora infestans T30-4, 273 nucleotides long. RefSeq lists its product as uncharacterized. The transcript has a single exon. The record is from RefSeq and is a predicted model, not a curated record. The coding region runs from base 1 to 273 and encodes 90 amino acids. NCBI's taxonomy places the organism in Eukaryota, Oomycota, Peronosporomycetes, Peronosporales, Peronosporaceae.